Molecule: messenger RNA, 3246 nt
Organism: Notolabrus celidotus (New Zealand spotty)
Lineage: Eukaryota; Metazoa; Chordata; Actinopteri; Labriformes; Labridae
Gene: gja4
Product: connexin 39.4
Exons: 2
Coding region: 1173-2138 (321 amino acids)
Biological process (GO): cell communication
Cellular component (GO): connexin complex
Source: RefSeq, a predicted model, not a curated record
AGACAGUAGGGACAAUAAAGUAAGAGACCUACAUAUAAAAAAUCUAAGUAAAAAUACUUUAUGUACAAAAAAGUAUGAAAGUACUAUUUAAGGACAUAAAUAUAUACAUUUGCCUAGACCAGAGUGCAAAUCUUGAUCAGAGAAGAAGCUAGGCUACGACUGUCAGGCUUGAGGAGAUAGAAAGUGCAUGAUAAACUGGUUUAGAAAAGUACACUAAUGGAUUUAGGACUUUCUGUUGUUCUAUCCUGUCGAUUUGAAGAGCAGUCAAACACCUCCUUCACCGUGCCGUUACAGUUAGCAGUGUGUAAAUUCUGCUAACAAUUAUAAAACCAUGUAGUCGGUGUUUUACAGCUUAGGAUGUCAAUACAUUGCUGUUAAAGUUUGGUUAACUUUCAGUGGUUUCUGGGGCAUCAGUCAUCAGCCCAUCAUGUGCUUCUUGGUGUCUGGCGCCAUUGCGUGGCGUAAUGGAAAAUUACAGCCAACAGUAAAUUAGUCCAUCGUCUCAUUUGUUGUGGAAAAAUUCUGUCUUACUAGAACAAAGGUAUCGAAUAAGACAAAGGUAACUCGUAUAGAAAGUGUAACAGAACAAAACGUGUCGUCUUUAUAAUCGAGAAGAAGCUCGAGACCAACAGAAACACGAGCGUCUUAAUAAAGUGUUUGAAGUUUUUCAGUUUCUUAAAGUGGACUGAGAAAGUAAAUUUUGUAUCUUAAUAAACUCGACUUAGCAUGAAGGUGUGUUUUUUCUGUAAAGAACAUGACAUGGAGUCCUUCCUAUAGCUCACUGUCCUUUCUUUCCUCCAUUUCUUAAGCCUCUUCACCUCUAACCUUUAAAUAACUCAAGUCAGGCGAUAUUCCGUGUGAUUGAUGCAAAUUACUGGUCUUCCAACGAAGUUAAACCCAGGCAUUAAACCAGAAGUAGCUACUUUGAGUUCAUCCAUCCCAUUUCCUGGACCAAGUUCCUGAGGGAGGGACACUACAAACAGCCAUGGGAAAAUUCUCCCCUCUUUUUCCGACUACAUCGAGUCUUUUUAAAGAAGACAAGCACAAACCGAGUGGAGCGUCAGAGUUUAGAGCUCGUGUGAGGAGCGGAGGGUGACACUCAAUGUACACGGAGUGCUGAGUAAACCUGUAAGGAGACGAAGAAGGCUUCACGAGAGAGAAAGGAGCAGAGGAUGUCCAGAGCUGACUGGUCCUUUCUGGAGCACCUGCUGGAGGAGGGCCAGGAGUAUUCAACAGGCAUCGGCCGCGUCUGGCUUACCGUACUCUUUCUGUUUCGCAUGCUGGUCCUCGGAACUGCUGCUGAGUCUGCCUGGGACGACGAACAAGCUGACUUCGUCUGCAACACCAAACAACCUGGCUGCACUGCUGUGUGCUACGACAAGGCCUUCCCCAUCUCUCACUUUCGCUAUUUUGUCCUCCAAGUCAUCUUUGUCUCCACGCCGACGAUAUUCUACUUUGGAUAUGUGGCUAUAAGGGCGAGAAAGGACAAGAGAAAUGAGGAGGGGGAGGAUGAGAAGCAGGUAGGAGAAGGCAACAGGGGAGUUAUUGUGAUAGAAAGGGAGAGUAAGAAUGCCACGAAAGACAAUUCAGAAAAGAAGGAGAAAAAAGAGGAGAGCGGGAGAGGAGGAAAAGCUGACAAGGCCCCUCUCGAGGCUCCUAAACUGAAGGGCAGAUUGCUGUGUGCAUAUGCAUUCAGCAUCCUGUUAAAAGUCCUCCUAGAAGUUGGUUUCAUCAUCGGACUGUGGAUUCUUUAUGAUGGCUUCUUCAUCGCAGCAAAGUAUGAGUGCACAGGGUUUCCUUGCCCUCACACAGUGGACUGUUUUGUCUCCCGACCUACAGAGAAGACCAUCUUCACUAUCUACACUCAGGUAAUCGCUACCGUCUCCCUGCUACUCAACCUCGUCGAGCUCCUCCACCUCCUCCAGCUCGCCAUCUCCCAUCGUCUGGAGAAACGAUACCGUGCCGAGCAGCAGGACUACCUUCCUUGGUCAGAGCGGGUAACAGCACGAGAGGAGAGAUUACAAAUCCACUCAGAGGCACCACAGUCUUACAAAGCCAGCAGCCAUGUCGACUUCCCUAAUCAGGGUGAGGUAUGUUUUACCCCAAUCCUUGUGAAAGCUAUGGGGAUCAGGGGAUAGAGGUGAACUGGGGAGCUGGAGCUACAGGGAACGACCUGCUACCCAGUUACAUGAACUGCAUGGGAGCUAUGAGGACGACACAUUCUCCAAGAGUCCAUUAUAAAAAACAUGCACAUCAAACUAUGUUAAAAGACACUAAGGGUACCCAUAAGGGACACACAAAGCAGAAGCAUUAUGUAUGACAGAGUCAAAUAGGGUGAUACGCUCAUUGCUAUGAAUGCUCUGUGAUUCUUUGAGGAUUUUAUAAAAUCUAUCCCGCACAUGAAACUUGAAUAUCAGGAGUGCACGUUGGGAGACCAUUUAAAAGAAAAAAAGAAGAAAAACAACUGUUGCACUGUGAACUUGAUGCCUCAGAGGCAGGCUGAAAUUCAAGGAGAUUUAGCAGAUAAAAGAAGCUUUUGAAAAAAUUACCCAUUUUUUAGAACACUCCUUAAGGCAACAAAAACGAGGCGCCUCAAAGAGGGAGGGUUGCAGUCAUAAGAUGUCUCUAUGUUACAUUUCUGCCUUUUGUGUUGAGUGUAAGAGUGGAAAAUACAGUGACAUUUAAAGAGUACAGGAACUGUAAGCAUAUUCCUCUGAGGUUUGCACUGUAACCCCUGGUGUUCUUUGAAGCCCACCCCCCUCUUCUCUUUCUCCCCAUGCUGUGGUCAUUUGUGUUCUCACAGUGGAAUGUCCUGGUCUCUGGAUCCCGUUCUGCUCCCAUGAGGAUAAUGGCUGCGUGGCUGCUUGCAUGCAUGCAUGCACACUCACAAAGUACUUUUGCCCCUUUCGCACUGACUGUUUUGGUCACUUGAGUUGGGUCAUGGACAGAGAUGGAGAAGGAAAGCCAAACCAUGGGAAUUCUGGGAUUGCAGAUGACUUAUUUUUACUUAUGACCAUAGUAUUUAAGCUAUGAAGAAAGAGGGAGAGAGAGGGCCACAGCUGAAUAAUGGAGCUAGGAUCAGCGCCAGUUAGCACACUGAUGGACUGAAAGCGGUACAGAAAUGUGCAGACUUAAAGAAAGGAAAUGAGCAUGUGAAAACUAUAUUUAUGUUUAAAGUAUUGUGAAGAAAUAUCAUUUUUUGUAUUAUUAUUUUGCUGAAAAUAAAGCUUAAACUACCAAAAAUAA